UUGAAAUCUCGCGGGAUCUGGCGGAGCGUGGUUCUCGGCGCGUGUUCCAGCAUGGCUGCGCUCGUGUCCUUGUUGUUGCGACCCAGAGCCGGUUUUCUCACAUCAUGCCCAGUGCCAGCAGUGGUGGUGCCCACAAGACUGGCAUCUAAGAAGGCCGGAGGAAGCAGUAAAAAUCUGGGAGGCAAAAGUCCCGGCCGCAGAUACGGAUUUAAACAACACGAAGGAGAUUUUGUUCAUGCUGGCUACAUCCUGGCAACACAGCGGGCACUGCGCUGGCACCCAGGAGCUCAUGUUGGCAUCGGAACGAACAAUACCCUCUUCGCCCUGGAGGACGGCAGGGUCAGAUUCACCAAGGAGGUGUACAUUCCUCGUCCUCGCAGUGCUGAAGCGAGACAUAUGAUCCCCAAGCUCCCGAAAGGAGCCGUUCUCUACAAAUCCUUCAUCAACAUUGUUCCCACCAAGCAGGAGAACAAUUUCAAACUGGUCGACUUGGUUUAAAAGAGACUCGCUGUUUAACUCAUGUGAACUUUUGCAUUUUGAUGUGGAUCAUUUAUGGACUUAAUGGAGAAUUGCCUCACCCAUAAGGCAAAUUUUUUUUUUUUUUUUUUUAUGUUUGUGAAUAAAUGAGCUACUCUACUGGUAUGAAA
Molecule: messenger RNA, 647 nt
Organism: Astyanax mexicanus (Mexican tetra)
Lineage: Eukaryota; Metazoa; Chordata; Actinopteri; Characiformes; Acestrorhamphidae
Gene: mrpl27
Product: mitochondrial ribosomal protein L27
Exons: 4
Coding region: 52-498 (148 amino acids)
Biological process (GO): translation
Cellular component (GO): ribosome; mitochondrial large ribosomal subunit
Molecular function (GO): structural constituent of ribosome
Source: RefSeq, a predicted model, not a curated record